Molecule: messenger RNA, 1437 nt
Organism: Colletotrichum spaethianum
Lineage: Eukaryota; Fungi; Ascomycota; Sordariomycetes; Glomerellales; Glomerellaceae
Exons: 3
Coding region: 1-1437 (478 amino acids)
Source: RefSeq, a predicted model, not a curated record
AUGUCAGCGGAUGACCAGCAGUUCCUGGACGUCCUGUCCUCGCUGCCCAACCAGAUCCGCCGAUACUCCGACGACCUCGCGAACCUCAUCAACCCGCAUGUAGACAAGGCUGCGCAGGCCGUUAGAGAGACCCUUGCGUCCACAGAAUGGCUGCCCGACUCGGUGCGGCCGAAGCCCCCCGUCCGCCAUGUUCCCAUCGAGGUGAUAGCCAUGGGCCGCUACGAGAGGAUCCACGGCUGGGUGAAAGAGCACAAGCUCCUGACCGGCGUCAUCGUCGCUGUAGUAGGAGUCGUCGCCUACCGGUCAUACAGGAGUAGCAGGUUCUGCAAGAAGACGCGCCGGGCGAGACGAGCUAGGAAUGGUGGACGCCUUGAGGUUGUCGUCAUCGCUGGAUCGCCAGCUCUGCCCUUGACGAGGUCGCUAUCUCUGGACUUUGAGAGAAGAGGGUUCAUCGUCUACGUCGUAUGCAACGCUGAGGAAGACGAGAGCAUGGUGCACAGCUUGGCGAGGCCGGAUAUCUUGCCUCUGACCAUCGACACUACGGAUCUUUGCGCAGUACCUCCAGUCACCCCACGCCCCGGCACCUCGGACAAGACCCAACCACCUGCAGCUGAAAUCCGUCAUCCUCAUCCCUUCGCUCAACUAUCAGACGUCACCCAUCGCCACCAUCCCGCUUCCAGCUUUGCAGACCUCUUCAACACCCACCUUCUCCACCCCAUCCUUACUAUUCAGGCCUUCCUGCCGCUCCUGACGACACGUCUGAGCCCGCCCGGAGAGAAGUGGACACCGCCGAAGGUGCUCGUCUUCACGCCGUCCAUCAUCUCCUCCAUCAACCCCCCCUUCCACGCCCCCGAGGCUACCGUCUCAUCCGCCCUGUCAGCCUUCACCGAAGUUUUGACGGCGGAGCUGCGGCCCUUGGGUAUCCCAGUAACUCACAUGCAGCUGGGUACUUUCGACUUCACAGGCUUCCAGCCCGCGAAGCACACCCACCCUUCCCAAAGAGGCCUCCUCGAGGGCGCACCCGGCAUCGACGCCGAUGCUACCGAGACUCUCAUGUGGCCCGAGAACGCCCGUCACGCAUACGGACGCAACUUCGUCAUGCAGAGCACCUCCGCCAUCUCCGCCGGCCGCAUCCGUGGUCUGAAGGGAAGCUCUCUCCGUCAGCUGCACAACGCCGUCUUUGACGUCAUCGAUGGCUCUAUUACCAGCGGCACUGUCCGUGUCGGUCUUGGCGCCAGCGUCUACGGCUUUGUCGGCCGAUGGGUACCACGUGGUCUGGUCUCGUGGAUGAUGGGCAUCCGCCGCGUUGACGAGCUGUCUGCGUGGCAGACUAGCUCCUACGACGGCUCGCUCGAUGGAAGUGAGAACGAGGAAGGUCAGGACUUUGUUGCGGUUCCGGACGAGAAGUUGGACAGCAACGUUUGGAAGUCGUCCUAG